GUCAACGCUUAACUGCCGGCGCGCGCCGCGGCGAUGUAGUUUAUCUAGAGCAGAAUUUCGCGGCAGGCGGUUAUCAGGGCAGUGCGAGAGAGACGCCACCCCCCUUCCCUUGGCAUAUGGCGUCAUCGGACGGACGUCGUCGGCGGGGCAAGAAGAGCAAGGCCAAAAAGAAGAAGAAAGAGGCCGGGCCGACGACCGUACAGGACCUCCCCGACCAUCUCUUGGAGCUCGUCCUCGCCCGCAUCGGCCCAUCCCCAUGCCUCGUCCGCGCCGCCGCCGCGUGCAAGCGGUGGUGCCGCGUCGUCGGGAAUCCCGGCUUCUUCGCCCGCUUCGGCCCGGUCCACGCGCAGGCCCCGUACGUCGGCGACUACCACGCCGUCCAGGGCGGCCAACCCCUCUUCGUCCCCUCCUCGCCGCUCGUCGUCGACCGCAGCCGCUUCUCCCUCGAGUUCCUCCCGGAGAGCGGAUCAUGGGACAUCGCGGACAGCCGCGGCAGCCUCCUCCUACUCACCAAGAAGAGGACGCCGCAUUCCUGGCGCGACUACUCCCGCCGUGUUCGCCACUACCCCGACCUUAUGGUAUGCGAGCCGCUCACCGGACUCAAGCAGGGAAUCAUCUGGCCGGGGAAUCUGAACGGCUUCAGUCGCCUUGGGGUGUUCCUGCUUGACGGCGACGAUGCGGACCGCCGCGUCAGCACGUUCAACUUCAGGGUCCUUGCGGCCGUCUACGAUACCAUGGCAUGCGUGUUCUCCACGGGCAGCGACGGCGGCUGGCGCUUCAUUUACAGCGAGAUCACCAGCCACGUCGCGCUCCCAAAGCUCGGCCCCGAAAAUUUCGUAGGGCGUGCAAAUGGCACUCUGUACUGGGGAAUUGACGGAUGCGCCACCGCCGUUCUUGCUCUCGACGAGACCACCGCGGAGUUCUCCAUCUUGGCAUUCCCGGAGAGCGUCUGGGGGCCGUCCCACAAGCGGACCUCACGGAUCGUCGGCGGCGAGGACGGCACGCUGCACGUAAUCCGCCUGAUACGCAACGAGCUAAAGGUCUUCGCGCAGCGGCUUCCGGGUAAUGACGAAGAUGAGUGGUUGCUGGAGAAGCACCUGAAGUUGCCGGAGGCCACCCUUGGGCUGCCGGGGCGCAAGGAGCACUUCUUCCGGCAACUAGCCAUGAUUGUUACGGCGAAUGCUAGAUACGUCCUACUGACACCAAGCGAGAAGACGUGGUUGUUUUCUGUUGAGCUCGACACGAUGCGAGUAGAGCGCGAACAAGAGAGAAACAAGUACGCCGGAGAAGCGUACCCGUGCAGGUCGCCGUGGCCGCCAGCCUUGACCGAUCAUAGCAGGGAUCAGAGGAGGUGAUGACGUCCCUGAUCAUAGCUGGGAGAGGAGGUGAUGAUGAUGCCUGAUUGUCAUGGCUGCCGACUUUGGCUCAUCGUGAUGGUGUCCCUAAUCGUGUAUCAAAAUUUGAAAAGAUUAUCAGUUUCGGCGUAUCUGAACAGAUUUGCACUUUUUUCAACACAAAAACACGUACGGAAGCAGAUA
Molecule: messenger RNA, 1538 nt
Organism: Hordeum vulgare subsp. vulgare (domesticated barley)
Lineage: Eukaryota; Viridiplantae; Streptophyta; Magnoliopsida; Poales; Poaceae
Exons: 1
Coding region: 117-1355 (412 amino acids)
Molecular function (GO): protein binding
Source: RefSeq, a predicted model, not a curated record